AUGUACAGAUGUAUUAAUAUUCCACCCGACGACGCGCAGUACCAGCGUAUUCUAUGGAAUCCGGACACAAGUGAUUAUGUGGAAGAAUAUGCCUGCACAACGGUGAUGUUUGGAACGAGCUCCGCACCUUAUUUAGCCAUGAGAGUUAUGAAACAAUUAGCUAUGGAUGAAUGCGAGAAGUAUCCACUGGCGGUGGAUGUUAUAAAUCAUCAAAUGUAUGUAGAUGACAUACUGUCUGGUGGCGAUAGUAUUGCAGAAACGGAGGAUGUCAAGAACCAAGUGCUUGGAAUGCUUCGUAGUGGUACAUUCGAACUACGGAAGUGGGCGAGUAAUUGCACAAAGCUAUUAGAGAACAUACCUGUUGAGCAUCGAGAAUCAAGCGGAUUGUUACACAUGGAAGGUCAGAAAAUGGGAAUGUUACCAGCAGUACGGGUACGCCCUUCUAGAGCAUUCUCAUCCGUUGGAGUGGACUACGCUGGACCCGUAAAUAUUUCGCCCUGCAAAGGAAGAGGACGUGUAUCCCAGAAGGGAUAUAUUGCUGUGUUCGUAUGCCUAGUGACAAAGGCCAUUCAUUUGGAACCAGUUGGAGAUCUGACCUCAGAUGCGUUUAUAGGAGCAUUUAACCGUUUCAUUGGCAGACGUGGCCUAUGCACAGACGUUUAUAGUGACUGCGGUACUAAUUUUAUUGGAGCCAACAAAAAAUUGCAAGUGGACAAACUGGCAUAUUGUUCGUACAUUACGAAACAUAUUGCGCCAACAUUAUUGAGAAAAGGAAUCAACUGGCAUUUCAACCCACCAUCAGCGCCUCACUUUGGUGGAUUGUGGGAGGCUGGAGUGAAGUCCAUGAAGUAUCAUCUGAAGAGAACUCUCGGAGAACAAGUUUUAACAUUCGAGGAAAUGGCAACUGUGUUGGCACAGAUUGAGUCUUGCUUAAAUUCAAGACCGUUAUGUCCCCUAUCAAAUGAUCCUGACGAUUUAAUGGUAUUAACACCCGGUCACUUUCUGAUGGGUGAAGCGCCUUUAGCACCUCCUGCUCCGGAAUUGGCUAAAGUUACUCUGAUUGAUCUAUGGAAGAAUUGUCAAUAUUAUGCACAACAGUUUUGGAGAAGAUGGAACUCGGAAUAUUUAUCACGAUUUCAAAGGAGACCAAAAUGGCUUCAGACCAAGGAAAAUCUAACAGUUGGAUGCAUAGUGCUUAUCAGGGACGAGCGUUUCCCUUCUCAUCAAUGGCCUCUAGGUCGGGUUAUGGAGACACAUGCAGGACCCGAUGGACUAGUGAGAGUGGUGACUUUGAAGACAGUCAAAGGACUCAUGAAACGACCGGUAGCCAAACUCUGUCCAUUGCCUAUUCAGGAGAAUUGGAUAGAGAAUGACACCAUUCCUACACCUAAGCGUUAA
Drosophila willistoni is the source of this 1398-nucleotide messenger RNA. RefSeq lists its product as uncharacterized. The coding region runs from base 1 to 1398 and encodes 465 amino acids. The transcript has 2 exons. The record is from RefSeq and is a predicted model, not a curated record. Gene Ontology annotation, molecular function: nucleic acid binding. Gene Ontology annotation, biological process: DNA integration. NCBI's taxonomy places the organism in Eukaryota, Metazoa, Arthropoda, Insecta, Diptera, Drosophilidae.